AUGUUGAUCCCUAAAGCAGCAACCUUUGCUCUGCUACAGUCAGUAGCAUUGGGAGCUUCAAGCCGCCCUCAUCGUUGUGUCAUCCCAGCUUCCAAUGCCACGGCUGAUGAUUCUGCGACCGUGAAUCGAGUUUUGGCCCAAUGUGCCACGGAUUCCGUCAUUGUCUUCCAGGAAGGAGUGGACUAUAAUAUCUUCAACCCAAUCAGUGCCACCAAUCUCAGUAAUGUUGAGAUUCGGAUGAACGGAAAUCUUCAUCUACCACAAAGUGUAGCAGAAGUUCAACGCAUUGUGAACGGGACGAACCGAGUCCUGUAUUCGAACGGCCAAUAUUGGUUCACUUUCUCGGGACCCAACAUUGACUACAUUGGCUCCUCCAAUGUCGAAAACGGCUGGAUUAACUCAUACGGUCAAGCCUGGUGGGAUGCCAACCCCGUGAACGGGACUGGGAUUGACUCUCGUCCGCAUCUGAUGAGCUUCAAGACCACUAAUGGAACGCUGAAAUAUUUCAAAUCACGCAAGCCGAUUGCCUGGAAUGGGGAUAACAUUGCCGUUAGCCAUGCCUUCAUUGAUGCUGAGUCCACUGGCUCGUUUCCGUUCAAUACCGAUGGGUUUGAUGUCACUGGGACCAACAUCCGAAUUACAGAUAGCGUGAUUUAUAACGGUGACGACGCGAUCGCCGUGCAAGAUGGCUCUCACGACGUCGUCUUCGAACGGAACACAAUCGGAUAUCAAAGCCACGGGAUGAGCAUUGGCUCGCUUGGCGAGGACCAGACCGAUUAUGCCAACGUAUCAAAUAUCCGAUUCGAAGAUGUCACAGUCAUCAAUGCUGUCUACGCCGCACGUUUCAAAUCGUGGAUGGGUGGACAGGGCAUGGUGAAGAAUGUCACUUGGAAGAAUAUUCGUGUCUACAACGUCACUUUCCCCAUUUUUGUGACCCAGAGCUAUGUCAAUCAGGGCUCGUCCCAGACUCAGCUAGGAAAUGGGGCUACCACCGGUCGAGUCAACAAUGCAUCUGUCAUGAUGGAGGACUUCACAUGGUCCGACUUCACUGGCACCGUGAACACAUGGAAUCCGGGCGAUAGGUCAUGUGUGACAGAUCCCUGCUGGUAUAAUAAUGGGUUGCCAAAUCUCAAACAUACUGAGGCGGCUAUCAUUGAAUGUAACACCAAUUCUUCUUGUAAGAAUUUUGCACUGAGCAACAUUGAGGUCAUCCCACAGAGCAUGGCAGCAUCUACAGUGAUUUGCAUCAAUGCCACUGCGGAACUCAAUCCUCAUCUGGGGUUCAAUUGCAGGAAUGGCACCUUCGUUCCUACCUGA
Penicillium macrosclerotiorum is the source of this 1317-nucleotide messenger RNA. RefSeq names its product putative extracellular exo-polygalacturonase (gene pgxC). The record is from RefSeq and is a predicted model, not a curated record. Gene Ontology annotation, biological process: carbohydrate metabolic process. NCBI's taxonomy places the organism in Eukaryota, Fungi, Ascomycota, Eurotiomycetes, Eurotiales, Aspergillaceae. The transcript is spliced from 2 exons. Gene Ontology annotation, molecular function: polygalacturonase activity. Bases 1 to 1317 code for a protein of 438 amino acids.